GUAAAAUAUAUUAUAUCUUAAUUUAGAAUAAAUCAACCUUAGUUGUCAUUGUCUUGCUUUUCUUUACAGAUGCCAUCCUGCCAUCAACUUGGAUUGGUGAGAAAGUUUCUAUGUUAAGUUCUGUUCAACUUCAUUUAACCAGGAUAGUCCACUCAGUAACAAUUGUCACUACUCUGUAGGGAGUACUGGGAGAACAGAGCCGGUUCCCUCUGCAGCAGAAGUUGGGCCCAGCUGCAGUGAUGCACCUCCUCUACCAGUUAAAAAAAAAGGAAGGCAGUUGAUGUUGAGGCCUGGAAGGGGUUGAGGGAGCUACUCCACAUGCCUGCAGUGGAGCUGGAAUGUCAUCCACCCAACGUCUUCUGCAGUGUGUGUAGAGUUUUGGAGGAGGCUGAGCUAUGGUGCUGUGGGGAUUGUGGCUCAGAUAAAUAUUUCUGUGCCACCUGUGCUGUGAGAACACACAGCACUCCCAACAUUGUCCACCAGUUGGAGUUAUGAAAGGUAAUGUAUUUUAUCUUAUGUCAACAAACCUGUCAACUUCUGGCUACAUUUUUUUGCUUCCCAGUCAAAAAUGUUGAUAAUGUACAUACAGUUCAGUUUCUAUAAAAGUUACAGUUCCCUGCAGCAGUAAGGUAAAUGUGGCUAAAUCUGUCGUGCCAAGCACAGAGUUGAUUUGGAGUUUUCUAACCACUUGUGCAAUGAAAUAUCCCCCUGAUAGUGUAGUUUCAAAUCUGCAGCUACUGUAGUCUGUUCUACAACAACUUUGUGUCUGUCUGUCUGUCUUAGUUAGGGCAGUUCAUCCCAUGUGUCCCGGUGGGCCUACGAUGGGAGUGGAGGAGACAAGAUGACCAUGACUGUCACAGCCAGUACAACCGCCUUCUGAUAGUUGUUGACGUUAGAGGUAGGCCUUAUAUAAAAAUUGGAAACUAAGACAUCUGGCUCUUUUACCAUCUUGCAAACUGUAUCAGAGCAUCAAUUGUAGCAGCACCAUGCUCAGAGACGGUUUCUCUCUCUAAGCCAUAAGACUGUUGAUGAAAACUGAACUGACUCUUUGUUGCUAUGGCAACUACUGUACUGUACUUAAUAUACUGUAGUUAUCUACUUAUUUCAUUGUAUUGUGCACACUAUGCUGUAUCCCUGCGCAAAUGACAACUUUGACUUUGAUUUCAUUUGAUCUAGUUUACCAGAACCCUGUUCACUCUGUUGUUAUGAUGAAAAUAUGGUGUCAUUUUGAAAGUUCUUAAGAGACAUGCAUCUCACCAACAUCAGAUGUAAUGUUUAGCAAUGCAAUCUAAGAAACGGAAUGUCCUCAUUUCAGGACGAGCUCAUGACGUCUGGCUGCAGUUUUGCAGCUGUGAGCUGGAACCUGUCACCCUGAUCCGCUACAGACUCUGGCCUGCCACCCCCCAUCUGCCGCAAACAGCAAUUUCAGUGGACCUCCUGCACCAGAUUGCAGCCCUGCAGCUGGAGUGUGGGGUGUCUUUGAGGGGGAUUACCUUUCCAUAAAUCCAAUGCAUCCUGGAAGGUAGUUAUUGUAUUUUAAAUUAGAAAUCAAACCAUACAUGUAAGUGUUUUUUACUAUGAGGAUUAUUUUUUGUUUGUUUGUUUCUAUCAACAGACAGUUAAGCUCUACCGGAAGCUCACAAAUGAGUCAUUUGAGGAGUUCAAACACUGGCAGUUUGAACGAGAGACUGUCAGGAAGUUGGCGCCACUGACCUCGGACAGAACAAAGUGUCCUCUCUGUCCACAGGUAUGUCAAUGAUAACAAUUAAGGAACAACUAUAAAGUCUCAGUAAGCUAGGAUUCUUAUUUGCAUUCAGUGUUGUUCAUAAUUUAUAAGGGGAAAUAUAUCCAACCUCAGUUGUCUUUCUUAUAUAUAUUCUAUCAUUGCCUUGCCAAACAGUAGUAAUGUUAUGCGGCAAUACCAUUGCAAGCCUCUCAAAAACCAAACCCAAGUCGUGGGAGGCGGAAACAGGUAAAGUAUGGGAUUGCCAGACAGGGCAAAGUUUUGUGGGUGGCUUUGCUACCAAGGCCGCUACGGUUGCCAUGAAGGCAUGUCUGGAUCCACAACAUGCUGGAUAACGGGGCUCUGGUAAAGCUAGGUGGACCAAUCAUCUGCUUAGUGGAUACUACCGAUUACAGAUACAUUCACAAAGAAACUACAGCUUAAAUGACCUUGUCACGCCCUGACUUAUGGGACUCUAGUAUGUUGAGUCAGGGUGUGGAGUUCUAUGUUGUUAUUUCUAUGUUCUCAUUCUAGGUUGUGUUUCUAUGUUUGGCCGGGUGUGAUUCCCAAUCAGAGGCACCUGUCGCUCGUUGUCUCUGAUUGGGGAUCAUACUUAAGUAGCCUGUUGGCAAUCAGUUGUUGUGGGAUCUUGUUCCGUGUAGAGGCUUGUAUUGUGUUUAGCAUGAGGACUUCACGUUACGUUGUUUUGUUCGUGUGUUUAUCGUUGAAAUAAACAUGUAUGCAUUUCACGCUGCGCCUUGGUCUGACCCGUCCUUCAACGUACGUGACAGACCUAUGUUUUCCAAGGAGCACAAGGGUUUAAGUAAUACCCUUGCAAAUGUCCAUUCCCUGUAUCCUUAAUCAUUUUGUAUAAUUAAUUAUUUGCAUUAUUAUUUUAAAGGAAAACGGUCAUCAAAUUAUUGCAGCUGAUGCCCUAUUUGGGCUUCCCAUAAAAAGAUUGUCUGGGACCAGCAUUGAGGGUCCCAAACCUGCUGGGUGGUUCUUUUGUGAACAAGACAAAGUUGACUGCUUUGUAGGAGGAGCAUCAGACUGAGGUAUACUGGAUUUUGAAGAAUGGGAUGUAUCUCACAAUCAGUUAGUUUCACUAGUCCUCUUCUGUGUGACUUGUGUGAUGUGUGUUUGUGUGUAUUACCAACAGCUGGGCUAAUGUUGGAGAAGUUUAAAGGUUUGAUUGAAAUCAGGAGAAGCCAUUUAUCCUUGGUGAUGCGACUCUACCAAUGGACUAUUCUGUCCAUUUUUUUUUUUUUUUUAAGUUGAACAGAUUGGAUGAAACAUUAACUGCUUAGUGAAUGUGACUUUUUUCACUUCAUUUUACAGGGGUGCCUGGGAUUUCAAGCCGGGGAUGCGCUGCGAUCCAAACCCAAAACCCAGAAACUGGACAUAACUGGUGUGUUUGGGAUGGCGUGCAGGCACGAGCAUCCGCUGAAGUUCCUGAACCUGAAGAGAGGAGAGAAGUAUGUCGAUGGAUGCAUGCAUGUGGACGGAUGGAUGGAUGGAAGGAUGGAUGGAUGCUUCAGAUAUGUAGCUGAUGUAUUUUAGUUAUAUACACUACCGUUCAAAAGUUUGGGGUCACUUAGAAAUGUCCUUGUUUUCGAAAGAAAAGCAUAUUUUUUGUCCAUUAAAAUAACAUCAAAUGGAUCAGAAAUACAGUGUAGACAUUGUUAAUGUUGUAAAUGGCUAUUGUAGCUGGAAACAGCUGAUUGUAAAUGGAAUAUCUACAUAGGCCCAUUAUCAGCAACCAUCAGUCCUGUGUUUCAAUGGCACAUUGUGUUUGCUAAUCCAAGUUUAUCAUUUUAAAAGGCUAAUUGAUUAUUAGAAAACCCUUUUGCAAUUAUGUUAGCACAGCUGAAAACUGUUGGCCUUCUUGAGACUAGUUGAGUAUCUGGAGCAACAGCAAUUGUGGGUUCGAUUACAGGCUCAAAAUUGCCAGAAACAAAUAACUUUCUUCUGAAACUCAUCAGUCUAUUCUUGUUCUGAGAAAUGAAGGCUAUUCCAUGCGAGAAAUUGCCAAGAAACUGAAGAUCUCGUACAACGCUGUGUACUACUCCCUUCACAGAACAGCGCAAACUGUCUCUAACCAGAAUAGAAACAGGAGUCCCACUCCCCGGUGCACAACUGAGCAAGAGGACAAAUACAUUAGAGUGUCUAGUUUGAGAAACAGACGCCUCACAGGUCCUCAACUGGCAGCUUCAUUAAAUAGUACCCGCAAAACACCAGUCUCAACGUCAACAGUGAAGAGGCGACUCCGGGAUGCUGACCUUCUAGGCAGAGUUGCAAAGAAAAAGCCAUAUCUUAGACUGGCCAAUAAAAAGAAAAGAUUAAGAUGGGCAAAAGAACACAGACACUGGACUUUUUCUUUGCAACUCUGCCUAGGUCAGCAUCCCGGAGUCGCCUCUUCACUGUUGACGUUGAGACUGGUGUUUUGCAGGUUCUAUUUAAUGAAGCUGCCAGUUGAGGACAUGUGAGGGGUCUGUUUCUCAAACUAGACACUCUAAUGUAUUUGUCCUCUUGCUCAGUUGUGCACCGGGGCCUCCCACUCCUCUUUCUAUUCUGGUUAGAGACAGUUUGCGCUGUUCUGUGAAGGGAGUAGUACACAGCGUUGUACGAGAUCUUCAGUUUCUUGGCAAUUUCUCGCAUGGAAUAACCUUCAUUUCUCAGAACAAGAAUAGACUGACGAGUAUCAGAAGAAAGUUAUUUGUUUCUGGCCAUUUUGAUCCUGUAAUCGAACCCACAAUUGCUGAUGCUCCAGAUACUCAACUAGUCUCAAGAAGGCCAGUUUUAUUGCUUCUUUAAAUCAGCACAACAGUUUUCAGCUGUGCUAACAUAAUUGCAAAAGGGUUUUCUAAUUAGCCUUUUAAAAUGAUAAACUUGGAUUAGCAAACACAACAUGCCAUUGGAACACAGGACUGAUGGUUGCUGAUAAUGGGCCUCUGUACGCCUAUGUAGAUAUUCCAUUAAAAAUCAGCCGUUUCCAGCUACAAUAGCCAUUUACAAAAUUAACAAUGUCUACACUGUAUUUCUGAUCAAUUUGAUGUUAUUUUAAUGGACAAAAAAAUUGCUUUUCUUACGAAAACAAGGACAUUUCUAAGUGACCCCAAACUUUUGAACGGUAGUGUAUAACAUUGGCUACGAUGACUGUUGUUGAACUGUCAUUUCAUGCUUGCAAAUGCUGUGUUCCUGAUGGGGGACCUGAAAGCAAUGCAGGGACCAAACAUCACAACGUUUCUUCACUAUGACAUUGCAUGCCAGCUGAAGCGUCAUUUACAGGUAAAAUUGAUAGAUCAAUCUAUGUUAGCUGUUAUAAUACAUUAGAUAAUGUAUUUAAUAUUUAACCACCAUCCUGUAGUAAGAGAUUCAUGAAUCGCUUAAUACGGUUUUAUGAAUGGCUUGAAACAAUUUGCUCCAUACCUGCUUUGUAAUCAUAAGUAAUAUAUUUUACACAAAAAUGCACAUAAUAACUGAUCCUACACUAAAUUAUUUUGACAUUUAGAAAACAUUCCUGAUCUAAUGGUGGACACAUUUGCAGUGCCAGCCUUUCAUGCCUUUGCCUAUAAUGCUGACUGUCAGAUAAUGAAUACAUUUUUUUCUUUAUCAUUUAUUCUGUUAAACACCAAUUCUUUGUAGUUGCACAGUUGCCCUAACAAUAUUAAGAAACAGCUAGAUGUAAUUUGUCCUAGUCCCUUAAUUAAUCAUCAUCACCCAUUGUAAUGCUCAUUAUGGUUUCUGAUUGUUCUUUACAUUUCAGGUAACUGACGGUACCAGGUAUGUGACUGGUAGCGGGCUUACUGACAGAGAACAGAUGGAGAGGUUGUGGUCCUACCUUAGAAGAUUUGGGAAGAUCACAAAAGAGAUGACACCAUCUCAUCGUGUAGACACCCUCACCAAUGCCCUCCUCUACUACGCAGCCAGGGUCAGGGAGAAGCAAGGUAUAAAUGUAGAACUGGAAAUCAGUUAAGUAUUGAGACGACCCAUUGUUCAGGAUUGUGUUGAUAUCAUUUUGCACAAAAAAAACAAGAUGUAUUUAAAACAAUCUAUGAAAUGUAUGUUCACCUUCAUAUGUUAUAGCACCAGCAAUACAACUCCGUCGGCAGGUCCUGAAGGAGGAAACCAAGGAAAGGAGGAGUUGAUGGUGCUGCUAAACAGCAUUCCAGAUUAGAUUCCAUGUGUUUUGCUCAUAAUUUUUGUUAAUAUGUAAUUAUCCUUUUCUGCUAAUUCAAUCAGAUGAAUUGGAAGCAGGGCUUCAGUAGCUGGAGUCAAGGCUUUCUCCUACAGAGCUCCUCUUUAUGGAAUGGUUUGCCGAUGUGAGAGAAUCAGACUCAGUCUCAACUUCAAGUCUAGACUGAAGACUUCUCUCUUCUGUCAGUCCUAUGAUUGAGUGUAGUCUGGCCCAUGGGUGGGAAUGUGAACAGAAAGGUACUAGCCCCCAUAACCCACCCCACCCAUAAACCUUGACUUCCUUAAACCUGAAAGCCAUCUGACCCUAGAGUCUUGAAAUGUUUGCACCUUCUAUAGCCAUUAUGGUCUUUACCUGACCCUGCUGGUCAUCUAUGAACAUUUGAAUGUUUUGUGUGCUCUAUCCUGUUCUGAUUAUCCAUCAGUCUGACAAGCAUGCACAUGAACCGCUUGUAUUGUGCUUCUGCCUCUGCAUUGCUUGCUCUUUGGGAUUUUAGGCAGGGUAUCUGUAAAGCACUUUGUGAUGCUGUUUUACAACUGCUGAGGUAAAAAGUGCUUUAUAAAAUAUAUUUGAUUGAUUUGAUGAUGAAUUCCUUUCAGUGGUUUCACUGACAAUUUGAUAUUUUAGUAACAUUUCUAAUAAGAUAUUUUUCACAAACUUAUGAGCAUUGCACAUGUAGAACUCAGCACAACUGCCAGUGUGGUUUAUUUUGUUCUGCAAUAGAUUUAAUUAGGCCCUUGAUUAUGUUGUAGGAAGCACACAGUCGGACGUGGAAGUUUGGACCCGUCAGAUAAAGGAGACCCUUACAGACAAGAGGACGUUGUUCCUUACCUGGCAGGAGAUACGUGGAAACUCUCGCAGAGCAACAUCGAGUCGCGUAUGUAGUUGCUACAUAUCUGACCUAAGGUUUUAUCCCAUCUCUAAACACCCCUUUCUGUCUGGCUUAGCCCUACCAGUCAUGACCGCCACUUUCCUAUACCCUGCUGUGUCCUGGUCCCACAAUCUCUUGGAUCUGCAUAGCUACUCCCUGUUACUUUAUACUCUUAUCACCACCUCCUGCUGUCACCUGCCCCUUUUCACUACAUAUCCCAGAAACAUGAGUUCCCCCCUCCCCUGCUUAAUCUAUUCUACAUGAAGUCUUCUGACCUGUGUGCCAACACUUCACGCUGCAUAAUCCACACUCAAAUGGAUUUUGCCUUCGUAACUGGUUAAUUUUAUGUUGAGAUGCAUUCAUACUGUUAUAUUUUCGCUUACAUAUUUGUAUGAUAUUUUCUAGGUCUGACAUGAUGUCCCCAUCAAUCACUGAUGAUAGGAACACUCAGUUGACUACUCAGCUUGAAAAGUAAAUCGCUUUUUUUAGGAUGUUGUCUUCAUCAUAUUUGUCCCACUGUAUUGGGGCUAGUCAAUAUAGGUUUUAAACCUUUUAACAUAAAUGUUCACGUUUCAGCCUGGAGGAAAGGUUGAAGGCCAUGGAGAAGAGACAUCGGAUUGUACGCUGGUCUCUUCAACACUGUGCAGCAAUUUUGGAAAGUCUGCAGACUAAGAAGACUCACUGUCUGCUGGCCACAAUCCAUAUGCUUGUCCUGGAGUGCUCUUUCUAUUGUGGCCUGAUCAGAACGUAUGCAGGUACUGCAGCCAAUUCAGUGUUGUUGAACACUGCAUCACACCCUGGCAUAUCACUGCUGUUGUUAUCUAAGUUUCAUUCACCCAGGUGCUUUGAACUACAGUGAGGGAAACAAGUAUUUGAUCCCCUGCUGAUUUUGUACGUUUGCCCUCUGACAAAGAAAUGAUCAGUCUAUCAUUUUAAUGGUAGGUUUAUUUGAACAGUGAGAGACAGAAUAACAACAAAAAAAUCCAGAAAAACGCAUGUCAAAAAUGUUCUAAAUUGAUUUGCAUUUUAAUGAGGGAAAUAAACUUCAAGAUUCUCAUUACCAUUUGUUAAAAUUGUUUUUCAGAUGGAUAAACCAUUGCUGUGCGUCUCUCCAGAAAAAUCAAGCGGACAU
Coregonus sp. 'balchen' is the source of this 7921-nucleotide messenger RNA. Lineage: Eukaryota; Metazoa; Chordata; Actinopteri; Salmoniformes; Salmonidae. The record is from the annotation of a GenBank genome assembly.